Messenger RNA from Micropterus salmoides (largemouth bass), 12523 nucleotides. Its product is annotated as spectrin beta chain, non-erythrocytic 4-like. Gene Ontology annotation, cellular component: cell projection; spectrin; plasma membrane. Bases 478 to 8604 code for a protein of 2708 amino acids. Gene Ontology annotation, molecular function: actin filament binding; phospholipid binding; structural constituent of cytoskeleton. The record is from RefSeq and is a predicted model, not a curated record. Gene Ontology annotation, biological process: actin cytoskeleton organization. Lineage: Eukaryota; Metazoa; Chordata; Actinopteri; Centrarchiformes; Centrarchidae. The transcript is spliced from 43 exons.
CUCUCUCUCCCUCAGCCUACCUCUCUCUCAGCUCGCCGCACUAAUGCUGAUAUUUCUCUCCAGCAUCACCAGCGGAGAAGAAGAGGAGGAGGAGGAGGAGGAAGGAGAGGUUGUGUCAGGUGGAAACGGGGACCUCUAUGGAUAUCAUCAUCACCCUCCACCGGCUCGCAUCCUCAGCACCGACAGCAUCUCCCGGCCGGCGGUCACCGCUGCAGGCACACAGCGCCCGUUUAAUGCGCCAAGGCGUUGUGUUUCCACGGUAGAGACUGGGCUGCUUUUGUAAUUACCCUGACAAACCGUUUCCUUCUGUAAUAAGGACUAAUCGAGGGAAGACCCUGCUGGAAUAAAAGCGGAGCGUCAGUCUCCUCCAUUGAUAAACCGCUCUCCUCAUCGAUCCAGCCCAACGACGUCUUGGUAUAAGAGGAGGACAAAACCAAUCCAAAAAACUGACAGUGAAGCUGAAGGGCGUCGGGCGCGAUGGCUAAUGCCUCCCCAGACCUGGACAACGCGGAAGCCCAGCGCCAGCUCAACAACAACAAUCGACCAAUCGGCUCGGGGUUCUGGGAGACGGAGUGUACCAGCUCCAAGCUGUUUGAGUGUUCUCGCAUCAAGGCCCUGGCAGAUGAACGAGAUGCGGUGCAGAAGAAGACUUUUACCAAGUGGGUAAACUCCCAUCUGGCCAGAGUGUCCUGUCGCAUAUCUGACCUCUACAACGACCUGAAGGAUGGAUACAUGCUCACUAGACUUCUGGAGGUCCUCAGUGGAGAGUUGCUGCCGAGGCCUACACGGGGUCGUAUGCGGAUCCACUGCCUGGAGAACGUUGACAAAGCUCUCCAGUUUCUUAAAGAACAGAGGGUUCACCUUGAAAAUGUUGGUUCCCAUGACAUUGUGGAUGGAAACCACCGCCUCACCCUGGGCCUUAUCUGGACCAUCAUCCUACGCUUUCAGAUCCAGGUGAUUAAAAUAGAGACAGAGGACAACCGAGAAACUCGCUCUGCCAAGGAUGCCCUGCUGCUCUGGUGCCAGAUGAAGACUGCAGGGUACUCUGAGGUCAACAUCCAGAAUUUCACCACCUGCUGGAGAGACGGCCUCGCCUUCAAUGCCCUCAUACACAGACACAGACCUGACCUGAUAGAGUUCCACAAGUUGACACGGUCCAAUGCAACCCAUAACCUCCAGCAAGCCUUCAACAUCGCUGAGCAGCAGCUGGGCCUCACCAAACUCCUGGACCCUGAAGAUGUGAACACAGAGAACCCAGACGAAAAGUCCAUCAUCACCUAUGUGGUCUCCUACUACCACUACUUUUCCAAGAUGAAGGCUCUUAUUGUGGAGGGCAAGAGGGUUGGCAAGGUGCUAGACAAUUGUAUUGAGGCAGAGAAGAUCAUCAACCGCUAUGAGGCUCUGGCGUCCGACCUGUUGGACUGGAUAGAAAAGACCAUUGCGGUCAUCAGCAACCAGAAGUUUGCCAACUCGCUAACCGGAGUUCAGCAGCAGCUGCAGGCCUUCACAACCUACUGCACCAUAGAGAAACCCAUCAAGUUUCAGGAGAAGGGGAAUCUUGAGGUCCUUCUCUUCACCAUCCAAAGCAAACUCAGAGCCAACAACCAGAAACCCUAUGUGCCUCAUGAUGGGAAGCUCAUCUCAGACAUCAACAAGGCCUGGGAGAGGCUGGAGAAGGCGGAACAUGAGAGGGGCGUGGCUCUGCGAAAGGAGCUGAUUCGUCAGGAGAAGCUGGAGCUGCUGGCUCAGUGCUUUGACCACAAAACCACCAUGAGACAAGCUUGGCUCAAUGAGAACCAGAGACUUGUAUCUCAGGACAAUUUUGGUUAUGACCUACCAGCAGUUGAGGCAGCAAUGAAGAAACACGAGGCCAUUGAGGCGGACAUAGCCUCGUAUGAAGAGCGAAUUGGCGUGGUGGUGGAACUUGCCUCAGAGAUGGAAGCCGAAGGAUACUACGACAUCCGGCGUAUCUCGGCACGCAAGGAGAACAUCCUGGGCCAGUGGAGUCUGCUGAAGGAGUUGGUGGCUGGGAGGAGGACCCGGCUGGAGAAGAACCUGGCCCUGCAGAAGACUUUUCAGGACAUGGUCUACAUGAUCGACUGGAUGGAGGAUACACAGGUUCAGCUGCUGUCGAAGGAUUUUGGGAAGCAUCUUCUGGAGGUGGAUGACCUGCUGCAGAAACACAGUCUGCAGGAAGCCGACAUUGCAGUGCAGGCUGAGAGGGUCGAGACACUCAACACCGCUGCUCUCAAAUUCACCACUAUAGAGGGUUACCAACCGUGUGACCCACAGGUGAUUUGUAAUCGUGUCAACCAUGUCUCUUCCUGUCUGGAGGAGCUGAAACAACUGGCAGCUAAAAGACGUGCAGAGCUUGAGGAGUCGAGACAACUGUGGGCCUUCUUUCAGGAGCUGGAGGAGUCGGAGGCCUGGAUCAGGGAGAAGAGCUCCAUCCUGGGAGCUCAGGGUUAUGGGAAGGACCUGAGCAGUGUGCUGAAAUUACUACAAAAACACAAGACUCUGGCUGGAGAACUGCUGGCUCACCGGUCACUGCUGCAGAACACCAUGAAGCGAGGAAAGCAGAUCCUGAGUGAGAAAAGCUUUGGCACGGCAGGGAUCCAGGAGCGCAUCAUGGAGGUGAAGGGCGAGUGGAAGAGGCUGGAGGACCAGGCCGCGCAGCGUCUUGGUCACCUACAGGAGGCGCUACACUUUUUUCAGUUCUCCACAGAGACGGACGACUUGGUAGCGUGGCUGCAGGACGCUUACCGCCUGGUCUCCAGUGAAGACUUUGGACAUGAUGAGUACUCCACCCAGUCCCUGCUGAAGAAACACAGAGGGGUCAGCGAGGCCAUAGACAAACAUCGCGUGCAUGUAGUGGCACUGCGCAAACACAUGGUGGCGCUGCCUAUGCGGUACCGUGAACAGGAGGAGGUACAGAUGCGUAUGGGAGAGGUGGAGCAGCUGUAUACGGAAGUGGUCGAGGUGGCGGUACUCAGACAGCAGUGGCUUCACGACGCCCUCGCCGUCUACCGUAUGUUCAGCGAGGUCAAUGCCUGUGAGCUGUGGAUUGAUGAGAAAGAGCAGUGGCUGGACAAGAUGGAGAUCCCAGAAAGACUGGAGGACGUGGAGGUGGUGGCACACAGAUUUGAGAGCCUGGAUCAGGAGAUGAACAGCCUGAUGGGAAGGAUCCUGGAUGUUAACCAGAUAGUUCAGCAGCUCCUGGAUGGUGGUCAUCCAUCUUCUACAGAGGUCAGAGGUUGUCAGGACCACCUCAACUCCAGGUGGAACAGCAUUGUGGAGCUGGUUGAGCAGAAGAAAGAUCAGCUGGACUCGAUGUUACGCCUGCAGAACUACCUGCUGGAGUGUGCCGAGAUCAAGUCCCAGAUCCAGGACAAGAGAAAAGCCAUCGACGCCACUCAGUACAUGGGCAGUGACCUUGGAGGAGUCCUGUCUCUGCAGAGACGCCUGUCCACAAUGGAAGGAGCCCUGUCUGUCCUGGAGCCCAAACUACUGCAUCUACAGGAAGACGCAGAGCAUCUCGCCACCAGCCACCCAGGUCGGGCCAUGGAGAUUCUCGUACCGUUCGAUGGCAUCAGUGUGGAGUGGGAGGAGCUGAAACGCACUUUGCAGGGCUGUGAGGAUUCGCUGAUGGUGGCUAGCAGGCUGCAGAGCUUCAUACAGGACCUGGACUCGUUCCUCACCUGGUUGGUCCAGACGCAGACGUCCGCCGCUUCAGACCAGCUGCCCAACGACCUGGAAGAGGCAGAGAAACUGAUUAACAAACACGCUGCCCUAAAGGAGGAGAUUGGACGGUAUGAAGAGGACUACGAGCGCCUCCAGGCCAUGAACGAGCUGCUGGAGUCCGAGGAGGCUCCUCUCCCUCAGGCCGCCCUGCAGCAGUGGCUCCAGAAGCUCGAUGUCGGCUGGAACAAGCUGCUGGAGAUGUGGGAGAGCAGGAGAGAGGUUCUAGUCCAGGCUCACAUUUUCCAUCUGUUCCUGCGAGAUGUCAAACAGGCAGAGUCUUUCCUCAACAACCAGGAGUCUGCCCUUGCUCACGUGGAGCUACCCACCACAGUGGAAACAGUCGAAGCUGCCAUAAAGAAACACAAGGACUUUACCACCACCAUGGAGCUGAACCUGCACAGGAUCAAAGCUGUGAUCGAGGCCGGAGAGAGCCUGAUCAGCCAGAGUAACAUCUACUCUGAACGCAUCAGGGAACGCAUUGACACGCUCGCCAACAGGGGAAACCAGAACCGUGAGCUGGCCCAGCAGUGGCUGGAAAAACUGAACGACCAGUGGGGACUUCAGAGGUUUCUUCAGGACUGUCAUGAGCUGGGCGACUGGGUGUGUGAGAAGAUGCUAAUGGCGAGGGACAGCAGUCGAGACGAGACCCAGAAGCUUCAUAAGAAAUGGCUGAAGCACCAGGCCUUUAUGGCCGAGUUGGCCCAGAAUAAGGAAUGGCUGGAUAAAAUUGAAAAGGAGGGCCAGCAGCUGAUCCAGGAGAAGCCAGAGCUCAGCCCGGUGGUUCGGAAGAAGUUGGAGCAGAUCAGGGAGUGCUGGCAGGAUCUGGAGAGCACCACCCAGGCUAAAGCCCGCCAGCUCUUUGAGGCCAACAAGGCUGACCUGCUGGUGCAGAGCUACGAAAGCCUGGACCAGAGACUGGGCCAGCUGGAGGGUCAACUGGUUUAUGUGGACCAGGCACAGGACCUCACCACUGUCAACAAGCAGCUGAAAAAACUACAGACUAUGGAGACCCAGAUGGAGGAGUGGUAUAAGGAGGUGGGGCAGCUCCAGGUGCAGGUGGCCUCCAUCCCGCAGCAGACGCAGAUCAAAGAGACGGUUGCUGGGCGUCAAGCCGUCGUGGAGGCCAGGAUGGUGCGUCUGAUUGAGCCGCUGAAGGAGAGACGACGCAUCCUGCUGGCGGCCAAGGAAGUUCACCAAGUCGGACGAGACCUGGAGGAUGAGAUUUUGUGGAUCCAGGAGCGCCUCCCGAUGGCCAUGUCUCAGGAGCACGGCUCCAGUCUGCAGGCAGUCCAGCAGCUCAUGAAGAAGAACCAGACACUUCAGAGGGAGCUACAAGGCCACAGGAGCAGGAUCGAGGACGUGCUGGAGAGGGCGGGAAUCAUCGCUUCCAUACGUAGCCCAGAGGCCGACUGUGCCAGGGCGGGACAUGACCAGCUGGCCCAGCUGUGGGCUCUGCUCUGGGCCGAGACCGAGAGGAGGCAGCUGGUCCUGGACGCCAUGUACCAGGCCCAGCAGUACUACUUUGACACGGCAGAGGUGGAAGCCUGGCUGAGCGAGCAAGAGCUGCACAUGAUGAAUGAGGAGAAGGGGAAGGACGAGCCGAGCACACUGCAGCUGCUGAAGAAACACUUGGUCCUGGAACAGACCAUCGAGGACUACGCAGAGACCAUCGGCCUGCUGUCACAGCAGUGUCGACAGCUGCUGGAGAUGGGGCAUCCAGACUGCGAGCAGAUCAGUAAGCGUCAGUCGCAGAUCGACCGUCUGUACGUGUCUCUGAAGGACCUCGUGGAGGAGAGAAAAAGCCGUCUGGAGCAGCAGUACUGGCUCUACCAGUUAAACAGGGAGGUGGACGAGCUGGAGCAGUGGAUUGCUCAGAGGGAGGUGGUCGCCAGCUCGCCCGAACUGGGUCAAGACUUUGAGCAUGUCACUGUCCUGCAGGAGAAGUUUACAGAGUUUGCAUCAGAGACGGGCAGUGUGGGUCAGGAAAGAGUGACGGCGGUCAACCAGAUGGUGGACGAGCUCAUUGACUAUGGUCACUCAGAGGCCGCCACCAUCGCUGAAUGGAAGGAUGGGGUGAAUGAGGCCUGGGCCGACCUGCUGGAGCUCAUGGAGACCCGGGCGCAGAUGCUCGCCGCCUCACACCAGCUUCACAAGUUUUUCUCUGACUGCAGAGAGGUUUUGGCCCAGAUUGAGGACAAACAUCGAAGGCUGCCGGAGGUUCGGGCUCGGCAGGGAAGCACUGCCAACACCACUACCCUGCAGAGACUCCUGCACAGCUUUGAACAGGACAUACAGCUGCUGGUCACACAAGUGCGUCAGCUGCAGGAGAGUGCGGCCCAGCUGAGGACGGUGUACGCCGGCGAAAAGGCCGAAGCCAUUGCAUGCCGCGAGCACGAAGUGAUGCAGUACUGGAAAGAGCUGCUGACGUCCUGCGAGGAGUGUCGAGUACAGAUUACCACUGAGACAGACAAGCUGAGGUUCUUUGGCAUGGUCCGAGAUCAGAUCAUGUGGAUGGACUCGAUCAUCUGUCAGAUAGGGACAGGAGAGAAGCCCAGAGAUGUGUCCUCAGUAGAGGUGCUGAUGAAUUAUCACCAAAGUCUGAAGAGUGAAGUGGAGGCUCGCAGCCGGAGCACCCUGGAGUGUAUCGAGAUGGGCAAAACCCUGCUGGCUGCUAGAAACCCAGCAGCUGAAGAGAUCAAGGAGAAGCUGGACAAGGUGGUUGCUAAGCAACAUGAGCUUUCUGAGAAGUGGGACAAGCACUGGGAUUUCCUACAGCAAUUGUUGGAGGUUCACCAGUUUGCCCAGGAGGCGGUAGUGGCGGAAGCUUGGCUGACCGCUCAGGAGCCGUUCAUCAACAGUAAGGAGCUGGGUGGCAGUGUAGACGAGGUGGAGCAGCUGAUUCGUCGACAUGAAGCCUUCCGCAAAGCCGCUGCCACCUGGGAAGAGCGAUUCAGUUCACUGCGACGACUCACCACGGUAGAAAAGUUGAAAGCAGAGCAAAGCAAACUACCCCCGACUCCUCUGCUGGGUCGUAAAGUCUUCCUGGACCCCCAAGAUGCCUUACCCAGUCCGUCCAUCCUCCCCCGCCUCCCUAUCUCCCCCGUCACAAGACAGACCAUCUAUGAACAGAACGAAGCCAGCUCUCCUCCCUCACCCUCACCCGCCACGCCUACACCCUCUCCUUCAUCUGUGGCUUGUCGGCUGGGGUCGACAGUUGCUAACUACACCCCUGUGAUGAACGGCUCCAGCUACCGGCACACCCUGGAGGCACGGCGCACUGGGGUAGUGGGUGUGGCCGCUGGACUGGGGCAGCCCGCACCUGCCUCGAUUGCCUCAGUUGCCACGGCUGCCAUGUUAGUCUCAGCCAACCAGGCGCGGGAGAGCGCCAGCGCCGCGAAAGACCAAGCAACAAAGGCAAUGAGUCACCUCCAGCCACCGCAGGCAGCUAGGACCCUGGAGGUGAAAUCCUCCCCGUAUCUACGGCAACCCAAAAUCAAACACUUGGAUGAUGCAGUGACUCCGCUGCUCGUGGCCAGCCGGCUGGAGAAAGCGAGGGAGAGGGGGAGGGAGAUGAUGAUGGGAGAGAUAGGGACAGAGAGAGCGGAGGUGGCUGUGAUGGCCGAGGUGGUGCUCCAGGAGCCGGGCCGGGAGCGUCUGCACAGUGAGCCCACCAGAGGGCCUCGGGGGUCCAGGACUGACCCGUUGGGUCAGGCUGAGCCUCAGGUCCAGACCCACACUUUGCACAGGGACCACAGGAUAGAACGGCAGCUGUCCAGCGAGCAGCUGAUCCAGGCACGCAGGGACGAGCUGCCUCAGGAGGUGUGGAGAGAACAUGCCGAGAGGCGGGACAAACGGACGCUGGAGAGACAAACGUCCAGCGAGCAGGAGGGCCAUGGGAGCCACGGGGGCCACGGGGGCCACGAGGGCCGGCGGAGAGAGAGGGACCGACACCGAGCAGAAAGACAAGAAUCCAGUGAGCAUGACACCGGAAAGGAGCACUCAGACAGACGCUCAGGAGGAGGAGAAAAGAGGUCCACCAUGGCAGAAAUUGUAGAGCAGCUGCAAGAAAGAGAAGCAGCACAGGCCCGUGGUGAGGUGCCCCGCCUGCCUAAUGGGGUACCAGAAAAGUCUUCCCGUCCCGACCGGCCUCGAGCUCGAGACAGACCCAAACCACGGCGCCGACCACGACCCAAAGAGCCAGGAGAGACGACGCGGCGGUCCAGGUCUGCUCCGGCCCAGAGCAGCCCGGCAGUCCCCCAGCCGCCAACACAUACCGCACACCAUGAGGGCUUCCUUUUCCGCAAGCUGGACAUCGAGAGCCUGAAGAAGAGCACCAAUAGGUCAUGGGUCAACCUGUACUGCGUGCUGAACAAAGGGGAGAUGGGUUUCUACAAGGACGCCAAGAACACCACCACGCCCUACAACAACGAGCCGCUGCUCAACCUCUCCCACUGCCACUGCGACGUCACCAACGGCUACAAGAAGAAGAAGAACGUCUUCACGCUCAAAACGAAGGACGGCAGCGAGUUUUUGUUUCAUGCAAAAGAUGAGGACGACCUCAAAGCUUGGGUGACCAACAUCACCGCCAGUAUUUCAGAGCACGAGGAGAUUGCCAAAUGGGGUCAGCCCCAACCAACUACCUCAUCCACCGACGAGGGCACACGGCGUGAUGGCAGUAAGGCGGACAACAGGUCGGAGCGAGGUGGCGAGCGCUCGGACCGGGCCGAGCGGAUUGAGCGGGCAGAAAAAGAAAGGGAGAAAGAGAGAGAGAAGGAGAGGGAGAGAGGGGAACGGUCGGAGAGGUCAGAUCGGGCCGGAAAGUCGGAAACGAAGCGCUCAGAAAAGUCGAGUAAGAAAAAGUGAGCCGGGUGACGGAUUGGUUUGAAGCAUAUGAACUCCGGAUAGGAGGUGGGGCCGUAGACUGGUAGUGAACGUCCCCCUCCGUCUCUCCGCCUCCAACACUGUCAACAAAUCGGUUGUGUUUGGAUGGACACACAGGACAGAAGGAUUGACCCAGGCUCACUCAUAGGACGGACAGGACGGAUUUGGAGCAGGAGACAUCUUUCUCUCUCUCUCUCUCUCUUAUCUUCUGUGUCUCUGUGAGAACACACAGAGUCACUGAUGCCUCGCUGAUGCCCCCCCCCCCCCCCCCCCCCACCCGGUGGCUGUUUAAGAGAACUUCUUCAGAGAGAGUUUCGUGCUGCUGAACCCCUGGCAGCAUUAACGCAAGAGAGAGACGGGACGCGCAUCAUGUUAACUCAAAGGCUGUUACUGACUGCUGGUAGUGCGAUAAAACGUAGCUCAUUCUGGUCCAUGUUUGUUUUUUCUAUGAGAUGUAUCUGUAUGUAUUUCUUGUCUGUCAGUCCUAUCUACUGUAGGCCUAUCUAUCUGUGUGUCUGUAAGUUGAGACAUCCUACACUAUGUCUUAUUACUCCUCGGAAAUCGAAAGUGUCCAAAAUCCAAAAUGUUUUACAGAAGUUCAAAUUUAGAGAAACCUUUUUGUUAACUGUUUUCCCCACUUUGGCCGAUCCGUCUUGAGGUCUGGUCGUGAGAAAAUGGGGAAUUGAAACUGGUUUUACUUUGAUACCAAACAGCACUAAACCACAUUCAUCCAAACGCACCGUGGAUGAAUCAGCGCUGAUAAACAGCUACAGUACUGUGCUGAUUCUGGGAAGGUGGAAAGAUGAUGAUGAUGAUUUAAGAUAAGAGAAGAGUAGAUGGCGGACCAGGGCGAUGGUCUUCAAAACAAUCAGGAAUGCAAGGGGAAAACAGAGAAUUUUAAUCAUUGCUCAGAAGAAAUACAUCAUAGAAACACAUCCAUGUUAAGGAUAGCCAAAUCUUGACCUUAGGAAAGAUCACAACAACACACAAAAUUAGCUUGAAAUUUUCUUACAGUUAAUGUUGAAAUCUGCACAGGAAGAGCAAACAGAACCGCUUCUCUUCGUUUAUGUAUCAUUUAUUUAGGAUUAAAGACUUUCUCUAGUGAACAUUUCAGCAAGACAGAGGGAUCACCAGGUGUUCAACAUAAAGACUACAGUCUAAGUCUAAUUUAUUUUUACAAAACAAACGUGUGUACAGUUCUUGGAUCAGUGAUCAGAAAGUAAUUUUAAAAAAUAGACUUAUUCUGAUAGAUUCUGGUUCCCUGGGGCCUCAUUCGUUAAAAUGUUGUCUAAAUUAACUUUAAGUAAUGUUUAAGAUGAAACAGCAAAUAAAUAUAGCUUUCAUAUUUUGGGUAACUGUUGAGGUUUUAUGUUUUGAUAGAAAAUUGGUGUAAUCUGCUCUUUUUAUCAUCAGGAUCAGUUUUCCAUAAAUUACAUGUUUGACUUUGGUCAUAAGCACAAAAUCUGCACCUGGCAUGAUUUUAACGAAUGAGGCCCUCGGGCUGAAAAUAGGCCUCAUCUACUCUUUUAUUCUCUUAUAACAUCAAAAUACUCUUUUGAUAUUAUCUUUGAUUUAUUCACACAAAUCUGUUGCAUCCUUUUUUUUAUACAAAAAUAUCUGUGUGUGUGUGUGUGUGUGUGUGUGUGUGUGUGUGUGUGUGUGUGUGUGCGUGUGUGCGUGUGUGUGUGCGCUGCUGCUGCUGCUCUCCGCUCCCAGGGUCUCCAUAGCUCUCAGGUUAUUUAUGUUAGUGUGUGCUUACCGUGUGCUUCACGUGUUAAUAUGUUUGUCCCCUCAGACGCCACCUCAGUCUUCCAGACACGUCCGAUCCACAACACACACACACACACACACGCACACACAGAGAAGAUUAUAACUCAGCAGGUUUAAAAUGUCAAAGGUUAGAAACACGUUCCAGAGUGAGAAAGGUCAUUAAACUGUCCUGAUCAACAUCCCAUCAGUGUAGAAUUAGACAGGAAUGGAUAAAUGACUUGACACACCGUCGAGAGCCAAGAUAUCAGACUGACCAAAUAUUCAGAAAAAAGGGGUUAACUGUCUGUAAGUUGUGAGAUUGCAUGUUUUGCCUGGAGAGAAAUCACUUGUCAAAAGAAGCUUGUCUUUGCAGCCCUCUGUCACGGCAUCCUCACAUCCGUUUAUGUUAAAUCUCCUCUAAACUCACCACAAAGCCAUAAACGACAGGGAAACAUGGACAAAAAAAGGAAAGGUCUAAUAAUCUUGCAAACGCAGCUGGAGUAUUUUGGGAAGUAAAGUUACUUUCCUGACCUGGUAGGAACGUCCUGGUCAGAUUAACAUUUAAAAUCCUUUUCUAAAUCCUUUCAAAUGGGAAUGCUGUUUCAAUAUCACUGCUACUGUAUGAAAACAGUUAUUUCAGUUCUGGUGUUUUUAAUUCUUUCGGUUAAAGUCCAGCUGAAGUUGCUGCUACAGCGACAUAUCUGUUGUGUAAAUAACAUGUCCCAGGUUCUCCUUUCAGAAAAAGAUCCGAAACCAAAAGACAGAAAUGUUUAUUUUUUGGUCUCAUGAUGGUGCCCUCUAUUUUUGCAUCAAUUCGUCUCCGCCUCCGUAAGCCAGUCAAAUUGUUGUUUUGUUGUUACGUCACUGUUAUAUCAUAGGCAGACAGUCACACUGACCAACUGCAAGAGAGCAAUCUGCUACACAACAAAAAAACUUUUUCCAAGUCAGUAAGUUGUUUUUUCCCAACAGCCACAAGGGUCAACAAUGAGCCUUCCACACUCAAAAACAAACAUCAGCAGGUGACACAAAGCUAACAUUUACCCUUUAUCAGACGUGUUUUCAAACGAGAAAAAGACUUAAAGGAUGAAGAGUUACUGGUUGGUUUAGUAAAUGUACAUUUGGUUAACUUCCUCACCUCCGUUAUUGUGCAGAGCACAGCAUCUUACCUGAGCUGCCGGUGCCCGAGCUAAACCUGCCAGCAUCUGUCAAUCAAACGAACACACGCCCCCCCCCCCCAACUGCUGAAACAAAAAGCAGCAUUUCUUUCCCCAAAUACCUUUGACACUAAAUUAUAAUGUAAAAAUACUGACAUUAUUUUUGUUUGCAAGAAGGGAUUAAUUAAUGUGAUUUCAGUUGGACUUUAAAAGUUUACAUCUUCCUCUUUGUGCAGGUAAUUUCCACGGCUGUAGAGCUCAAGAAUCCCACACAGAAUUAGUUUUAUUUUUUCAGAAGCGUAUUUUUGCCAGGUUUAUAAUUUUCUCAGUUUUUUAAAAGUGUAAUAUUGAGAUUUUAUUACAUCUGGCGGUUCCUGAUUUUCUUUAGGUUGUACCUUAUUCAGGAUUAUAAAUUCUGUCCUGACCUGUUGGUCUGGUUUGUGUUUAUCAUAAAACAUGUCUUGAGAUCUGUAACUUUCUUUAAUCUUGUUUUAUUUCAACACACUUUAUGCAUCUUAAUUAGGUGUGAAUGCCAGAUCAAUGCAAUCAUUUACAUGCAUGUUGGACACAACAAACAAAGUGAGAGUUAAAAGAGGUGAAUUUUGAAUGAGCAAAUCUUCCAUGUGGAAAGUGACACAGUACAGUCCUCUGCUGUCGCAUUAUGAAUCUUAACAGCAGAAUAAACUGACACACUUUGUAGAUACACACAAGACAAAGCAUGCGGGGUACAGCUAACUCGUUAACGGAUAACAUUACACAAUGUAAUGUUAUUUGAACCAUUUUACACUGUUGACAGCAGAAACAAUCAGAUGUGUGAAAGUCAGCAUGGUUAACGUCAUGACAGACAACAAUCGUACAACAAUCUGAACAUGAAUGGUUUGGGUGAGCUCGUGGGUACCCUGCCUGUCUGUGUGUGUCUGUGCUGUUCUGUUCACAUCAACCUCAGUCUGUCGGCCGAGAUGAAAUGACGAAUAAAAUACCUUUUGGUUUAUCAUUAA